AUGGCCAUUUCAUGCUCCAAUGAGCUGAGAAAAGUCUCAGUACUCUGCGAUAACUGCUUUAUUGGAAUGGAAAGUCUUGUGUAUGUAAAGUGUUCGGAGUGCGGAAUAGAUUUAUGCUUGUUGUGCUUUGUAAAUCAGAUAGAGACAUCUUUGCACAGCAAAUGCCAUGAAUAUAGGAUAGUCUCGGGGAUGAACACCAAGAUCCAUGGCAGAGAGUGGACCCUGAUGGAAGAGAUUUUGUUUGUAGAGGGACUUGGGGUAUGUGGAAUAGGAAAUUGGCCAGAGAUUUCCAAAUAUGUUGGUGGGAAAAAGGAUGUUGAGAGCCAUUUCUACAAGAUUUUUGGCUUCCAAAGAAACACAUGUAAACCACUUCGUAUGAGUAAAAGCGUUAGUAAUCCGUAUCGUGGAUUAAUCGGUUCAUACAUGCCCUUCCGAGAAGACUUUGACGUCGAGUAUAUGAAUGAUCACGAAGCCCUCAUAAAAGACGUUAACUUCGAGGAAGGAGAAGGAGAAUUGAAAGGGAGAUUAGUAGAAGCAGUGCUCGACUCGUACAUAAGGAUAAUUAUGUUUCGAAACAGGAGAAAGCAUAUUACACUGGAUAGAAACUUAGUGGAUAUGGAAAGUCUAAAAACCAAGAAUGAAAAGUCCGGGAUUGGAGAUACAAUUAAGUGGAUUACCCCGUACUUGACAAAGCAGGACUUCAAUGUUUUUUUUCGUGGGUUGUAUAUUGAAAAGAAGCUUUAUGACUUAUUAAAAGGAUAUUCUAGGAAGGAGAAUAGCACCUAUGAAGAAGAAAUUGGGUAUAUAAAGAAUUUCUGCAGUGAACGGGAAAGAAAGUUAUGUGAAGCCUAUGGCUUGUCCAUAAAUGUAUACCUUGAAUUAAGAAAGGAAGUAAUUUCCUGCCUUAUCAAGAAAAAGGAAUUUGUAAAGGAGGACUUCGAUAGGCUUUUCGGGUUUUUAAAGGAAACAGACGAAUUGUACAGCUUUUUUCUGGAGAAUGGAUGGAUUCGGAAAGAGGAGGAGAAGGAUUAA
This is a messenger RNA of Encephalitozoon intestinalis ATCC 50506, 1032 nucleotides long. Its product is annotated as histone acetyltransferase complex SAGA/ADA subunit ADA2. Gene Ontology annotation, cellular component: nucleus. Bases 1 to 1032 code for a protein of 343 amino acids. Lineage: Eukaryota; Fungi; Microsporidia; Unikaryonidae. The record is from RefSeq and is a predicted model, not a curated record. The transcript has a single exon. Gene Ontology annotation, molecular function: transcription coactivator activity; chromatin binding. Gene Ontology annotation, biological process: regulation of transcription by RNA polymerase II; chromatin remodeling.